This is a messenger RNA of Acanthosepion pharaonis, 1176 nucleotides long. The record is from the annotation of a GenBank genome assembly. Lineage: Eukaryota; Metazoa; Mollusca; Cephalopoda; Sepiida; Sepiidae.
AUGUCCUUUAAACCAGGGUCGCUCUGCUAUUAUCAACAUGGAUUUGUGGUCGACCACAGCUCUAUCCAUGCGAGAACGAAUCUGACAUCGGCUGUUUUUAUAUCUAUUUAUCUAUCGCAGUCUGUUCAUAUCUAUUUAUCUCAGUCUAUUCUAUCUAUCUAUCUAUCUAUCUAUCUAUCUAUCUAUCUAUCGCAGUCCGUUUCUUUCUGUCUGUCUGUCUGUCUAUCUAUCUAUCUAUCUAUCUAUCGCAUUUUGUCUUUAACUUUAUACUAUCUAUCUAUCUAUCUAUCUAUCUAUCUAUACUUUUCAUAUCUAACAUUUUAUCUCUCUUACCUUAGAGAAUCGCUUCAUAUGUGUAAAGAUGCGUGUGUUUCUCUGACUCACUCAGCCCCCUUCUCCUCACCACCCACGCCCUUAUGUUUGCUUUUCUUUUCGUCAAUAACACAAGCCCGCCUCUUUGCAAAUCUUGGCAGUUCUUGUUUUUCUUCUUGUUCUUGUUCCUCUUCUUCUUCUUCUACUCUCAAUUUCUCCCUCUGUCCUCUCUCUCCUUCUCUCUCCUUCUCUCUCUCUCCCUCUCCCUCUCUUUUUCUCGCUUUGCUAUGCAAUGAAAACAGUCAUUUUUCUCUUUUAAUUUCUUUUGCUCAUUCUAUCCUCUACUGUAAUCGUUUUUAUCUUUCUAUCCUUCUCCCUUUCCUUCUUUCAUUCUUGCCCUCUUCUUUUUCUUUCGCUCCUUCCAUCUGUCUCUCAUUAAUAUUUGUUUUCUUUCUCUCUCUUUUCUUCUUUUCUAUAUUUACAUUCUUCUCUCUUUUCUUCUAUCUCUCAUUAAAUAAUUCUUUUUUCUUUCAAACAAUCUUUCCUUUCUUACGUACUUUUCUCUUUCCUUCAUUCCAAAUUUUCUUUAUUGUCAUUUUUCUUUCUAUCAUUCAUUCUUUCUUUGUCUUUGAAACUCUGGGAAUUCUUCUCUCUCUUUCUUACACUAACUUUUUUAUUUGCUUCUUCAUUAAUCUAUCUUUCUUUUUUCUUACUAUUCUUCUUAUUUAUUCUCCCUCUUUGGCCAUUCUUCUUCCAAUAAUUUUCUUUUUACUCUUUAUUUUUCUUUUUCUUUGGCUCUUCUUAUCAUUACAUUCUUUUUCCUUUUUUAUUUUCGCACCUUCCCUUUUCCCUUUCUCUUUUUAA